AUGUCAUCCAUUGCUUCUUCGCAGAUCACCCGCGAGUACUACAAGUCCGGCUACUGGGCCAUCCUCCAGACCCCGAAGCACAUUCUCAACGCCGUGGUUCUGCACCUGGUCGCUCGGGCCCUGCGGUGGCACAUCGACCGAAUGCUCGGGGUCAACUUCGCGGCAGGAGACGAGGGGAUGAACAGCUGGCGAGUUGAGUACGGAAUGCUGGGCCCUCGUCUUGGUCAUGGCAUCUUAGCGCAUUCCCGCAAUUUCCGCCGACCGAGAGCAAGCAUGCGCUCAAUCCAACCCAGCUCCAAAACGCCAUGA
Molecule: messenger RNA, 309 nt
Organism: Ectocarpus siliculosus
Lineage: Eukaryota; Phaeophyceae; Ectocarpales; Ectocarpaceae
Source: the annotation of a GenBank genome assembly